ACGCCUAACCGGGUCGGAUCCGAUCCGAUCCGUAAAAUGGUUGAAGGCCGUAAUUACCGAAAUUGUCCCUUUCAAUAGGUUCGUUGCUGUAAUUAGGCGGCAGAAGCCACGCGGCGGAAAUCGGUUUGCCCCACGACCAAUGCAAAAUUUUAAAUUUAGAAAUAAUGCUCUUCCAUUUAUUUUUAUUUUUUUAAAUUAAAUACUGAAUAGUUUUCUUCUACAAAAACCUUGAGGCGAUGUCCCCCACCCGCCCAUAUGCACUUUCUGCUCAACCACCCUCCUCACCGCCAUGGACGGCGGAGGCCAGUCAUCGGAGAGAUUCCUCAGAGCUCUAUUGGAUCGCUUCGAGAGCCUGGAGGCGAGCCACGAGAAGCUCAAGGAGCAGUUCCAAGUUGUCGUGCACGAGAAGGCCACCGGCGCCGCCGCUAGAGAGAGGGAGGCGCCGUCGGAUUCCGGCGGCUCCAGGCGGUAUCCCGGCUGGGGCGAAAUGCCGGGGGCCUACUUCUCUGAGAGUCCGCACAAGAGGGUGUUGGAGUACAUGGGUCAUGCACUUCACGUCAGCAGAGUUGGCUCCGGCGAGAUCAUUUAUUGGAAUCGUGCUGCCGAAAAGCUGUUUGGGUAUAAAGACUAUGAAGUAGUAGGACAGGGAGCUAUUGAACUACUUUUUGAAGAAGAACAUCGUAAUUUAGUUCUGGCAAUCAUUGAGAGGAUGAGAAUAGGAGAAUCUUGGUCAGGGCAACUCCCUCUAAGGAAGCGAUCUGGUCAAAGUUUCAUUGCACUAGUUACAAAGAGCCCAUUAUAUGAGGAUGGUGAGCUUACCGGAAUAGUUACUGUAUCAAGUGAUGCUGCUGUGUUUAAUAGGACGAACUCGGGAAAUAUGAGAACACGCCAAGAUAAUGCUAAUGAACAAUCUAAAUUUCGUAGAAUAAAUUUGAAGAACAUCCAGUGGCAUCAACGGCCACAAAUUGCAGGAGUGCCCUACCUUGCAUCUUCUGUUUCGAAUUUGGCCUCCAAAGUUUUAUCUCGGACACGAGGGAAUGCCCCCUCCUCCUCUGAUACAUGUAGAAGUACAAGGGAUGGAGAGGAAGCAGAAGCAGAAAGUCACGACACAAGAGCAGAUAGACCACCAAGAGCCCCUAUUGCUAAGGGUGUUUUCGGAUUGCCAAUAGGGAGGAGUAGAACUGAAGGGUCAUGCUUGGAAAUGGAAGAAACAGCAUCUGAAAAUUCUCAGCCUUCAAAAAUUGCAGUAAAAAUCAUAGAGAAGUUGCAUAUAGGAGCAAGCAGCAACUUGGAGAAUGUUGUGGACGAGAGAAUACAACAAAAUAGUUUGGAAGAUAAUUCUAGGAGGAAAGAAGCGGCAAAUGGGACAUGUUCACCAAGACAUUCAAUGCAGAGUGCUUCUCAUUUCCAUAGUCUUGAUGCCAGCAAUAAUUCGGUGGAUGCUAUGAAAGGAACGUCUGAUGUUGCAAAUAGAAAACAAACGAAUUUGCAUAGGAAUCUCCUCUUUGAUAGCGAGAGUUGCCCGGGCGAAGCGUUUUCAGGUGCUCAUCAGGGGUGUUUUGAAGUACAAAGACAUGCUGAUCAGUUGCCUGGAACAAGCCUUCAAGCAAAUGGAAACAAGUCCGAAGCCAACUUUCCAAAUACAAAGUCACUGAAUUUGGAAAAUGCGUCUAAUGAGCAGUCGGAUGCUCAAAAGAAUCCAGGUUCCGCAGAGAGUUCUGGCAGUGGAACUGAAAGCUCAUCGAGCAAAGGUGAAAAUGAUCUACCUCUGGUCAUCGGUUCUGCGAUUCAAUGGGAGGAUCUACAGUUCAAAGAGGAAAUCGGGCAAGGUUCUUUUGCAGUUGUGUAUCGUGGAAUCUGGAAUGGAUCGGAUGUUGCAGUUAAGGUAUACAGCGGUAAUCAGUAUGAUGAGGAGACAUUGAUUGACUACAAAAAAGAGAUUGAUAUUAUGAGAAGAUUGAGGCAUCCAAAUGUAUUGCUGUUCAUGGGAGCAUCAUGCACGGAGGAAAGAAUCGCCAUUGUCACUGAAUACAUGAACAGGGGGAGUCUCUUUAAAACAUUACAUAAGAGCAACCAACCGCUGGACAUCAGACGUCGUCUGAGGAUUGCUCUUGACGUGGCUAGAGGGAUGAACUAUUUGCAUCACAGAAAUCCACCAAUAGUGCACAGAGACCUGAAAUCUUCAAACCUUCUAGUUGACAAAAGCUGGAACGUCAAGGUUGGCGACUUCGGCUUAUCAAAGCUGAAAUAUGCAACUUUCUUAACAGCGAGAUCUGGAAGAGGCACACCUCAGUGGAUGGCCCCUGAAGUCCUUCGGAAUGAACCUUCAACAGAAAAGUCGGAUGUCUUUAGCUUCGGUGUCAUCCUGUGGGAACUAAUCACCGAACGUAUUCCAUGGGUCGACCUGAAUUCCUUACAGGUUGUUGGAGUAGUUGGCUUCAUGAAUAGCAGAUUAGAUAUUCCAAAUAACAUUGAUCCCCAUAUAUCUUCCAUCAUAUCGGAAUGUUGGACCAGCAAUCCUGAAGAUCGGCCGUCAUUCAAAGAUAUGAUCCCAAAACUGGCCAACUUAGUAGUUCAAGCAAGUGGUGGAGGUCUGACCAGAGGAGCUUCCCAGCCUUAAAUAUUUUUCGUGGUUGCGGUGUCGCCGGCUGACCAGAGGAGCACCUGUUUCGUUGCUCUUAACAAGAAAGAAAUAGGAAUCUGAAUGUGUUGUUUCAACAGUAAGUUUUGCUUUUACAUGCUUUUCCUUUUCUUUUCUCUUCUCUUCUUUCAUGUAUUUUGGUGGUUCUUCCCCCCUUGAGCUGUAAAGAGGAAUAAGCGACUCCAAAGUGGUGGGGAAAAUGCAUGAAAAUCGAAGGGAUAAAAAGAUAGAUUACAUACACUAUGAGUAGGAUAAAUAUAGUUUGAUACCCAAAUUGUUGACGCUUUAAUAUAAAUGCCCGAACUGUACAUAAUUAGAAUUUGAUAUACGAGUUAUCAUAAGACUAACUAAGAUUUUCUUGGACUUCA
This is a messenger RNA of Salvia miltiorrhiza (redroot sage), 3009 nucleotides long. RefSeq names its product serine/threonine-protein kinase CTR1. Lineage: Eukaryota; Viridiplantae; Streptophyta; Magnoliopsida; Lamiales; Lamiaceae. The coding region runs from base 290 to 2620 and encodes 776 amino acids. Gene Ontology annotation, molecular function: ATP binding; protein kinase activity. Gene Ontology annotation, biological process: regulation of DNA-templated transcription; protein phosphorylation. The record is from RefSeq and is a predicted model, not a curated record. The transcript is spliced from 15 exons.